AUGACUGUUACUCCUCUUUCUCUAACUGCCUGCUGCCACCUAUGGCCAGCGGGCGGGUUCCUUUCCAUUUCACUCUCCCCAGUAGCUGUUAGACCGACGACCCCUUGUCAGCGCCCCGUGGCCAGCCUCUACGCUGCGGCCUCUCCCACAGGGACCCCGGGCCUGCGUGCGAAGGAGCCCGUGGGCAACGCUGAACUGUGGCUCCCAGGGCCUGGCUGCUGGGAGGAGCGGGCCCAGGAGACCCAAGGCCCUGAUCCACAGGCACCUUCUCAGGUUCGGGGGACCUCACCCAGCCAGCCAGCCAGCCAUCGGUGGCAACCUGGUGCCCCCACAGUGGAGAUACCAGGGCUGCCCGGUGAGAGACGCGGCUCUCAGAGGCUCUGA
Pipistrellus nathusii (Nathusius's pipistrelle) is the source of this 384-nucleotide messenger RNA. The record is from the annotation of a GenBank genome assembly. NCBI's taxonomy places the organism in Eukaryota, Metazoa, Chordata, Mammalia, Chiroptera, Vespertilionidae.